Messenger RNA from Seminavis robusta, 5638 nucleotides. The record is from the annotation of a GenBank genome assembly. Lineage: Eukaryota; Bacillariophyta; Bacillariophyceae; Naviculales; Naviculaceae.
GAUCGGAACCAGAGGACAUCACAAACGUCUUGAGAUGUGAGAUUGAAUACGGUAGUUCAAUCAUUCUCUUGGUGAUUACAGACACCUUUACAAGCACUGCAUGAAGCGGCAACAACCUACUACCGAUAGGAGGAGGGAAGAUGAAAGUGUCUUGUUGUUGACGCCCCACACACUUCGAUUGCUCAAGUUGAUCCAAGAUGGGAGCCAGGAACACGCCUCAAUGGCCGCAUUGCAACUGGCCAGCAUUUCCGCUCAAUCGUCGCCUCUGGUGCUGUGGGAUGUGCUCGGUCGCCUCUUGGCAUUCUUGUUGGACCCAAAUUGGCAGACACGUCAAAAUGCCAGCGGUGCCAUGGAAGGAGUGGCACGCCAUUUGCCACUGGCAUCGCGACAGCAGUUUUUGAGUUCUGCCAAACAACAAGAUGAUAGUAGUAGUAGUAGUAGUGUCUUGUGGUUGACGCUCCAAGAUUUCCAACCGGACUUGAUUAUACAACAGGGUCGCCUCUUGUGGGCAUUUACUGCCGACCAAUUCGCUGCGGCGAGGGAAGAAGACUCGAUCCGACAAUUGGAUCAGCAACAUUUGGCGGAAAACAAGGAGGGUGAUGCUGUUACUACUGAUGAUGACUUUGUGCAACGACGAGUCCAACAGCAACGUUGUAUUCUAGCAAGAAGGAUCGGACUAUCGGGUCUGUUGCAGGCCACUGGAGGGACUAUGGAUGCUUGUCUAUUGGAAGCUAUUACCUCGAAUGAUUUUAAAAACCUUCCAAAUCCCACUGUUUGCAGCCAGCCUCCUCCUCCACAAUCUCGUCCGAAGAAGCGCAGUCGUCGCCACGAAAAACCCAAGGAGGAUCCUCAUUCAUCCGUGAGAGCCUUGCUAGUGUUGGAAAUGAAACGAGAGCAAACCUCGGAUUCAGCCAUUUCCCUCACACACAACAACCCACAAAUCCUGUUGGCGACCGAAUUGCUAUUUCGAUUGUUUGAUCCGACGUGGUAUAUCCGUCAUGGGGCACUCAUGGGACUGCUAGCGCUCUUGAAAGCGUGGCAUGGAAACAACACUUGUACAAGUGCUUUUGGGGCUUGGCCACACGAUAUUCUGGUACGAUGUCUUUGCGUCGUACUGCUGGAUCGAUUUGGGGACUACUCGGGAACAACAACAAGCACAUCGAAUGCCCAAAGUGGGAGCGUCGUGGCACCGGUGCGCGAAACAGCAGGGCAACUGGUAUCCAUGGUGUGGCACAUGGCUCCCGAAUCCAUUCAAAAGGAAACCCUGCAAGCUUUGUACCGAUUGGCAUCACAAGACAAUGAAAAAAGCACGGACUGGGAAGUUCGUCAUGGCGCUCUGGUGGCAUUGAAAUAUAUUUGUACUGUGCAAGUCACUGGUAAAUCAGCCACAAGAACUUUUGUGGAGGAGAUUGCACAAGUGGCUUCCAAUUGUUUGCAGGAUGAAGAAAGCGAUGAUGUUCAGAGUGUUGCGGCUCAAAUUCUAGCAAUGGCAUUCUCUGGGGAUGAUUCCAUACACGAUCCUCAAAUCCUGACUAUAGUGUGGACGGCGCUGCAAAAGACACGACGUGUGUCGUCAUCGCUCCUCGACCUGAUCACUCUGUGUUCGUUGAUUCUCGAGCAUCGUAACAGCGAUUUGGAGGGAAUGGAUGGAGGACCGAGUAUGCUCUUUGUCUUUGGAGGUUACGUAGACCAUGAUCUGGCUUCGGUCAGAAUUGCAGCCCUUCGAUCCGUUGCCCAAGUGGUACACCCAAUUUGGAGCGCAGGUGCAGAUCAUGGGGGAUCUUUGGGAAUGGUGUGUGAUGCAUUGGACAGACUGCAGGAAAAGCUGUUCUUGAUGUUUUUUGAAGAUCAACUACUGUCCUCGAGUCAACAAAUCAUGAACCAACAAAAAGGCAAUCAAAACCGGGCGAACGUGGAAGGGUCAAAUACCAGUUCGUUGAGAGACCUGGAAGUAUCAGCAGACCUCUGCGCUGGUCGCACGUUAGCUUGGGACAACCUCGUUCGAAUACUGCGGCAAAGAGCGACGAGGGAAGAUCAAAGCAGCCAGGUCCAGUCUCUUGUUUACCGCUUGACUCUCCUUUACUUUGGCAUAUCACCAGAGGAACGAGCAGACGACAACACAAUUCGCUUGCCAAGAGGGGACACUUCAGUGACUGUUCUCCUUGAUGCUGGCAAAGCCCUUUCGGACAUAUUCCUCAGUGUUUCGAAUGAAUCAAUGGGUUGCCAUCUUGAUCUAGUUGAGAUCACCAUCAAAACUAUGCUGCGUUCUCCGUGGUUGGGUCAGUGCGAGGCAGCGUGCUUGCUGUUCUGCUCUCUUGCGGACAAAGUAUCCAAUGAUCCAACGUGCUUGGCAAGCAAAGCCCUUCUUCCAGUCUUGGAAUCUUGUCGACAAUCAAUCACAGAAUUGCUAACUUUAGGGCACAACGAGCUAGCCCCGCUUUGUCUUGCAGUUGAUAUCUGCAAUCACACUCGUGAGGUUCUACAAGACCGUGAUAUGCUCAAGGUGUGCCACAGUAGCUUCUUGAAUGGCUUUGCCUUGAGCCAGAAGAAUACGUCGGAUACAAAGAUUGCCAAUGCUGUGGAUACCAUCAGAAAUCUGUGGAAACAUACGAUCGCCGCAAAGGGAGGACGAGAAGAAGUUUUCGCCACAACUUUCAGUGAAGUUAUUGCCACUCGUUCUUCCAUGAGAUGGUUUGCUUUGUUGGCGGGAGCUGUCCUUGCUGGCAACAAUGGGACAAUACCUUUGAAAAAGGCAACGCCAGUCAUUCGCCCGCUCAUGACUUCUCUGAAGAACGAGAAGGAUCCAUUACGAAGACUGCACAGUUGUAGCUUUGCAGCAGACAUGCUCAGCUUGAUGUAUCAGGAAUCCCGUGAGAAUGCAAAUCCAUUCCAUAAGGCCCGCGAGAAAGUUUUGAGUACAAUGUGCGAUGCUAUCAGCUCGGACGCUUCGUCCGACAUUGACGAUGAACAAGGGGAGAGCGCUGCGUUUGCUAGAGUGAUUCAAUCAUAUCUGAAUAAAAUCUCUAGCCGAAUCCAUUCUCUUCAAGACAUUCCUCCCAUCUGGUCGCGACUACAGUCACUGCAGGGAGAAUUCGAUGAGAAUUGCGCCAAAGACGGUCUGUUCAACGCGUUGGCUCUGGCGAAAGUUGUGCUUGGGGGUCUCCCCAAUGACUGUGCGUUGGCUUCAGCUACAAUAACGAUGUUCUUGCCAAAGCUUACCUUGAUGGCAUGUCGGCUUGAUGACGACAACUGCCAAUCUGCGUCUCGUAUGAUUGUUCGCGCCAUCUGUGCGGAUCACACCAGCCAUGCCUUGCAAAUUGCGAUGCCUGGAAUCAUUGAUUGUUUGAGUGACCGGACAAACGACUCGUACAGAUUGUCGGCUUGCCAGACUCUCCAAGACAUUGUUGACACUGUUGGGAUGGGAAUCUGUACAUUCGUCCGCCGUCUUCUGCGAGUUGUCAUGUCCCUCAUGGCAGACCCCUCACCGGACUGUGCGAGGCUAGCGAACGCUAUUUUUGCUUGCCUGAUUCGCGUGGCUCCUUUGGUUCCCUGUGAAGACAGCAAUGGCACACAGAAGGCUGUGGACGCGUCUGGUGCUGACUCUGUCAUUGACCAUCUGAUACAUGGGCGUCCGUUGCCGCCGUACGAGUUGCCUCCGAGAGUAAAGAAGUCGUUGCGACAAGGUGGGGUGUCACUGAGGCCGUAUCAAAUGGAGGGCGUGGCAUGGCUAAAGUUUCUCCAGAGCGUAAACUUAAAUGGCGCUCUCUGCGACUCCAUGGGCCUAGGAAAGACGUUACAAGCAUUGAUUGGUAUCGCAAUCUCACAUGUAGAUGCAUGUAACGAUUCAAUGCCGGAGGGACCAAAGUCGUUGGUAGUUUGCCCCGCUAGUGUUGUGGGCCACUGGGAAGCUGAAAUUGAAAGGUUCUUCCCUAACGAAUCAAUCUUUACGUGCUUGUCUCUCAUCGGCAAUGCAAAGGAACGGAAAGCGCUGUGGGAAAGCAAAGCAAGACAAUGCAACAUCGUGGUCACAAGCUAUUCUGUUUUGAGAGCCGAUGUUGCCAUCCUUACUAGGCAAUGCUGGCGGUUCUGCUGUCUUGAUGAAGGUCAUUUGAUACGCAAUAGAAACACAGUUACUGCAAGGGCGUCUCGUCGCAUUCGGGCACACCACAAGCUGAUCCUGACUGGAACUCCAGUCCAGAACAAAGUGCAAGAGAUAUUCGCUGCUUUUGAUUUCUUGAUGCCCAACUUUCUUGGUAGCUCAACGUCGUUCGCGAGAGAGUUUGCCAAUCCCAUCACUAAGGGGCAUCUGGCCGGCGCUAGUGCGGAAAGCAUUGGCCUGGGGGGAGACAAACUCAAGGUUUUGCAUCAGCAGGUAUUGCCUUUCAUUCUACGACGCGAAAAGCAUCAAGUCCUCAAGGAGUUACCCCCCAAAUGCGUAUCGACCGUACCAUGUAGAAUGAGCGUCUACCAAAGGCAGAUCCAAGAAAAAUUCUUGGCAUCCGAAGAGGGAAAGAAAUCAGUGCACGAGCUCGAAACUGCUCUUCGGCUCGCCACAUCAGGACCAUCCACAGAUGACAUGAACAUUGGGUCCAACGCACUGCGGAGCCUGUUAUUUUUACGACUGCUUUGCACUCACCCGUCAUUGGUCGAGUACAAGCAGAAUGCGUCUUCUGAGCACCAGGUUUCUCGGACUUACGACGUUGACAUGUCUGGCAAGUUCCUGGCACUGUUGGAACUCUUGGGCGCCUGUGGAAUCUACCGAGAUCAGGUUACUGGAGCCGAUAACGAUUCGUCCUUGCUCUAUUGCCAGCAACACGAUGACGGCGAAGACGACGGUGACGACGUAUCCAUGCUUUUGGAUCCAAUCCAGGCUAGCGACAGUGUCAUCGGUGCACCUUCAAAUACCUUCGAUUCGGGUUCCAAGUGUCUGGUGUUUGCUCAGUUUACACAAAGCCUCGAUGCUGUGGAAGAGUUGUUAGUGAAGCGGCACAUGCCUUCACUGAGAUACCUUCGUUUGGAUGGCCGUGUACCCGUCACGAAGAGAAGCGCAAUUGUGGACGCAUUCAACAAUGACCCUAGUAUCAAGCUGAUGCUCUUGACCACUCGGGUUGGUGGCUUGGGUUUGAAUCUAACAGGUGCUGAUACUGUUUGCUUCCUGGAGAGUGACUUCAAUCCACAUGCGGACCUGCAGGCUGCUGAUCGAGCCCAUCGAAUCGGCCAAUCCAGAACUGUGAACGUGUAUCGUCUUGUUACAAAAGAUACGAUUGAGGAGAAGAUUAUGUCAAUCCAGGAGAAGAAACUUGCCAUGAGCAACGCUAUUGUCAACACGGACAAUUCCACAAUGUUCAGUAUGGGAACUGAUCGUUUGCUGGAUAUUUUCACCUCACGUACGGAAAGCCAUCAAAAGUACGAGCGUGGAAGCGAGGAGGGGGGUGUUGAGGGGUACAACCUUGACGCACUAGUGGAACGAUACAAAGAUGAGUACUCUGUCCUGGGGAUGAAGGACUUCAUCAAGGCUCUGCGAAGCUAGCUAGAUGAGCUAUUGUUAAGGAUUGUGCAAGAGAACAAACUUUGCUUAUAAUCCUUUUUCAAUAAACCCCAUUGCUUCCAAAACUAGACCACUGCACUGUCGUUGUAC